AUGUUUUAUAUGAAAACCACAAUCCUCAAUAGUAUUCACUAUUCAGAUAAGGAGAAGGAAUUAACAAAAUCAAAAAGCUUCAAGUAUGAAUGUGAGAACUGCCAAAAACAUUUUAAUGAUAUUAAUAACUUUAAAAAGCACAAAAAAACCCACGAAAGCAGUGAUCCAAAAAAACAACAUAAGUGUAUAUUAUGUAAUGCCGAAGAACUAACAAAAUCUGAAAUACAUAGUCAUUUUAAAGUAGUUCAUGAAAUAGUAUUAACUUCAGAGGUUUUAAAGUUUCCUACAUGUGAUGACUUUCAUACAUGGAAAAAUCAAAUAGAAAGGACAACCCAGUCUUCUUUUAUUAAUGAACAUGGUUCUUACAAUACCAAAGACUACAAGAGAUUAAAAUAUGUAUGUCAUAGAUCAGGUCUUUUUAAAUCUCAAUCCAAAGGCUUACGUCAUUUAAAAACACAAGGUAGCCAUAAAAUUAAUGGUUAUUGCCCUGCCGAAAUAAUUGUAAAACUUUUGAAUGAUGGAACAUGUGAGGUGGAAUUUGUCGCUCAACAUAUUGGGCAUAAUGAAAAUUUGGGACAUUUAAAUUUAAACCAAUCAGAAAAAGAAGAUUUGGCUGCCAAAAUUGCAUUAAAGGUCCCUUUUGAAUCAAUCCUUGAUGAAGUGAGGAAUUCUGUAAGUGGAUCUGAAAUUGACAGACUACAUCUUCUGAAAAAGAAAGAUUUGGCGAAUAUCCAAGCAUGUUUUAAUUUAAAUAAAGAGUCAAUUAGACAUGUACAAGAUGCUGUAAGUGUUGAAGCAUGGAUCAAAGAAGUUGAAAAUAGUGGUUGUGUGUUAUUCUACAAGCCUCAAGACACUUUAUCUGAAGAUUACAAAGAAUUAAAAGAAACAGAUUUUAUUUUAAUAAUAAUGAAUAAGGCACAGAGAGAAAUAUGA
Molecule: messenger RNA, 933 nt
Organism: Diabrotica virgifera virgifera (western corn rootworm)
Lineage: Eukaryota; Metazoa; Arthropoda; Insecta; Coleoptera; Chrysomelidae
Exons: 3
Coding region: 1-933 (310 amino acids)
Source: RefSeq, a predicted model, not a curated record